AUGACCAAGGUGUUCGCGGAGGCGAAUGCGAAUCCUGACUUCUGGGCGAACCUCGCGAAUGCAGAGAUUGGGGGUGGCGAGAAAGCAGACGACGCGGUCGACUAUGAAGACAUUGGAGACGACGAUCUGGCGAGCGAUCAGGAUGAGGACGAGAAUGCGCAGCACGAUUCACACCAGCUCAGCGGCACCACCAUCCAAGAUGACGAGGAUAUGGAGGAAGACGAAGAUAUUGAUGCUUUGUUCAACGAGGAUGCAGGCAGCCCAGUGGCAGAACGUCCCCAGGAUGAUGAAGCACAGGCAUCGGUCCCGACAGUACUGCCCGGCGGCGCUGCGCAGACUGUGACUGCUACCAGCAACGUCGCUGCAGAUGAUGACGAUGAGAAUCCAGAAUGGGUUGAGCAGAGGCGUUUGUUCGCCGAGGCGAACCGUCCUAAGGGCGAGCGUAUUCCUCUUGCUCCGACUUCCGACAAGGAACUUUUCCGACAGCUUUACCCCGACUUCGAGAAGGGAAAGCCGCUCCGCUUCGCCAGCUUGAUCACCCGGAAGCGCGCAUACUUCAAACCUCAGGAGCCCGCCAAGGCCCCCAAGCCGCUCGCAUUUGGUACGAAGAUCAACUUGGAUAUCGCGCCGGACCAGGAGAAGAGCUUCCGUUUGCUGUCAACUAGCACCGCCAAGCAAGCCCGCGCGGACGAGGAGGAAGAGGGCGGUAUUAUUUACAUCCAGCAGCGCGUGGAGAAGGAGGACCAGAGCAGCGACGAGAUGGACCUGGAUGUGUGGGAAGCCACGAAUGACCAUGAGAUGAUCGGAAAUGUUACCUGGGGUGACCUCGAGGUUGCCUGUGAGGACUGGAACAUCGACUCAGAGAGCGUCGCUACGUUGUCGGACUCAGAGGGAGCUAAGACGCCUGAGCUCGUCAGCAUUAACAGCGCUCCCAAGCGGCGCCGGUUGGGUGACAGUGAUAGCACUGUCAUGUUCUCCGUGUACGACCACAUGAAUCUUCCCUCGUGGGACGAUCCCGAGCUCGUCACCGCAAAGCUUGCGAAGAAGAUCAUCCUAGACAUGAACGACCCUCAGUUACUACUCGACGUGCAGCAACCUGCUGUAGAGGAGCAGAAGCCCCGUACUAUCGGUGUCGGUCUCAAGCGCGACCAUCGUGGCAACCCUAUGCUGAAGCGUUUCAACAUCUCGAAUGAUGAGCAUUACGACGCUCUCAAGGAGAGCAGCCAACAGAAGGUCCGCGGUACCAUCGGCAAUUCCACUAUCGACCAUAGUCUUCCCGCCUUGAAGUUGCAAUACCCGUUUUACAAGGUCAACCUCUCCGAUCGCGAAUUGCGAUCCUUCCAUCGCCCAACCAUCUCCUUCAAGCCUGGCGAGCGUGCCAUAAUUUCCCCGCUCAAGAGUGUCAAGAGAAAGAACAAGCGUCACCAGAAGCCAUCGGAGGCAUUCGCCGUUGCCGAAGACCUCAAUGUCGGAGACAAUGCGGACCUCCUCCUUGCAGAAUACUCUGAAGAGUAUCCUACCACGCUUUCGAACUUCGGCAUGGGUGUCAAGGUGUAUAACUACUACCGUCGUAGGACGGCCGAGGACAACAAUCGGCCCAAGCCUGCGAUUGGCGAGACGCAGAUCCUGUUGCCACACGAUAAGAGUCCUUUCGCCAUGUUUGGACCCAUCGAGCCUGGCGAGGAGUGGUUGACUCUUCAGAACGCCAUGUACCGCGCCCCAAUCUUCCAGCACAACGCAGAGAAAACCGACUUCCUCGUUAGCAGGAGCCACACUGGCGUUCAUGGGUCGAAGUACUACAUGCGAAACAUCGAUAACCUUGUCGUCGUCGGCCAGGAGUUUCCCUACACAGAAGUGCCUGGCACGCACGCACGCAAGGUUACUGAGGCGUCCAAGAAGCGCUUGAAGAUGCUCGCCUUCCGAUUGUAUCGACGAGGUCAGCAGAAUAACCAUCGUCAGCCUUGGGUGAGCAACGAGAUGAUCAAGCACCACCUUCCUGGUACGGAAAUUGCGCAGAACCGAUCUAGGAUGAGGGAGAUCAUGAAGUAUGAUAAGAAUCUAGGCACCUGGGAACCCGUUGCCGGCGAGACUAUUCCGGACGAGCCAACUCUGCGCACGUGGAUCAAACCCGAGGACAUCUGCCUGAUCGAUUCUAUGCAUGCGGGUGACAAGCAGCUCCAAGAUGCCGGUAUUAAGACUAGCGACAUCCAAGAUGAUGAGGAUAACGAGACCAACGAGUCCCUCGAACUCAAAUUGGCUCCUUGGCACACUACGAAGAACUUCCUCAAUGCCUGCACUGGAAAGGCGAUGCUUACGUUGCAUGGAGAGGGGGACCCCACCGGCCGCAACGAGGGCUUCAGCUUCAUCAAGACCUCCAUGAAAGGUGGUUUCAAGGACAUUGGCGAGAGCACGGCAGACAAGAUUGAUGCUCGGAACAAGAAGGACAAUGGCGGUCACAGCUACAACGUCCAGAAACAACAGCAGCAGUACGAGGACGCUAUCAAGCGUAUCUGGAACAAGCAGAAGGAUAGCCUUCGCUCUUCCGCGAUACCUUCUGACGAAGAUCUAGACGUCGAGGCAAUGACGCAACCUAAUGCAGUCCGCGGACGUUCGGAGGUCUCGACCCCAUACCCGGGCCUGCGAGGCGAAGAUGAGACUAUGAGUCAGUUUAGUCGUAACAGUGCAGGUGCGGAGGGUGGCAAGAAGCUGCGCAUUGUCCGCAAGUUCCGUAACCGCCACGACGAACUUGAAGAGAAGGUGCAGAUCGUCACAGAUCCCGAAGUCAUCAAACUAUACAUGAAGCGUAAGAAACAGCAGCGAUUGCUGAGCAUGAACAUCGAUGAUAUCAAGCCGACCGGUAAUGCCGAGUUCGACCACCAACAGAUGUUGAAACUAAAAGCAGAAAUGGCGCGUCUGCAACGGAACAUUGAGCGCCGCGAAGGUCGCGAAAAGGCAAAGGGCAUCGCUCCUUCUAACGGCAAGAGCAGCUCUACUCCUCGAAAGUGUGCAAACUGCGGCGAAGUGGGGCACAUCAAGACCAACAAAAAGCUUUGCCCGCUGCUCAAUGGCUCGAAGAAGCAAAGCGAUACUUUCCGGGAUGCUGGCGCUGCGAGUCCCGUUACGAUAGCCGGCACUCCCAUCGCUUCGACACCAGGACCGCUUCUUCCUGGUGCUGGCUCACCCUUCUAA
Molecule: messenger RNA, 3189 nt
Organism: Paraphaeosphaeria sporulosa
Lineage: Eukaryota; Fungi; Ascomycota; Dothideomycetes; Pleosporales; Didymosphaeriaceae
Exons: 2
Coding region: 1-3189 (1062 amino acids)
Biological process (GO): transcription by RNA polymerase II; RNA polymerase II preinitiation complex assembly
Cellular component (GO): transcription factor TFIID complex
Molecular function (GO): RNA polymerase II general transcription initiation factor activity; RNA polymerase II general transcription initiation factor binding; histone acetyltransferase activity
Source: RefSeq, a predicted model, not a curated record